Molecule: messenger RNA, 1069 nt
Organism: Brassica oleracea var. oleracea
Lineage: Eukaryota; Viridiplantae; Streptophyta; Magnoliopsida; Brassicales; Brassicaceae
Product: telomere repeat-binding factor 3-like
Exons: 7
Coding region: 190-996 (268 amino acids)
Molecular function (GO): double-stranded telomeric DNA binding
Source: RefSeq, a predicted model, not a curated record
AACCUUCACAACUUUCGAAAACCGCCGCUAGUUGAGAUGACAAUAAAACUACCUUUCCGCAACCUUUAAGAGUCGCCGACAGUUGACAUAUCAUAGUUUUUCUUCUGACAACAGAUCUUCCGACAGUAGAUCUUCCAACACUCAAUUUUCAAGGUUUCUGGAGAAUUUUAAAGUGAACAAAGUUGUGAAAUGGGAGGCCGAAAGCAGAUGUGGACACCGAAAGAAGUAACAGCUCUUAGAGCUGGAGUACGUGCAUACGGAAUUGGAAAGUGGCGUGGCAUACUCUCAGACAGUAAGUUUGGCCGAGCUUUGAAGGCUCGCUCAAACGUGGACCUCAAGGACAAAUGGAGAAACAUAAGUGCAGCCACAUUUGGAUCAAGGAAGAAGAAAGUUCUUGCCAUUGUGGCUGUGGCUAACGAUAAUGAUGGAGAACAAGAGAUUGUUCCAGCAUCUCCUGCUAAUGGUGAUAAUGAAGGACUCUUUGCAAGUGUGGAUACAUUUAUAUUGGAGGCUAUUACCAGCUGGAAUAAACUUUUGCGUCCUAACAAGAAGUCGAUCUUGCAUCAUGUUGAGGAGAAAAACAAUAUGCAACCGGAUAAGAAAUGGCUUGUGGCUUCAAGACUUGAGCAUUUGGUAAAUGUUGGAACAAUAAUUAAGAAAAAUAACAGAUACAAGAUAUCUCCAACCUAUGCGGCUGCAGAAGCAGAACAAAGCUCUACUCAACUCUUAUUGGAAGGAAACAAGGAGAAUGGUGUCGUGAAUCAUACUAAAUCCCAAGUAGAUGGAGAAGCAUUUAAGAUAAACGGCAUGACAGAAGAAGAAGCUUCUGCAGCCGCUGCAAUAGCGUUGGAGGAAGCAGAAUAUGCAAGGGCAGAGGCUGAAGAAGCGGCUAGAGAGGCCGAUAGAGCUGAAGCAGAAGCCGAAGCUAUGCAGGAUUAUGCAGAGGCUGUGAAGGAAGUUUGGAAGAAUUGGAUGCCUAGCCAAACUUGGUGCUGAAGCUACAUAAUGUCAAAGCUUGAAUGUAACAUUGUUAUCUAUAUUAUCUAAAACUUUUUCCCAUUGCUAUGUU